Molecule: messenger RNA, 779 nt
Organism: Eublepharis macularius
Lineage: Eukaryota; Metazoa; Chordata; Lepidosauria; Squamata; Eublepharidae
Exons: 4
Coding region: 77-496 (139 amino acids)
Source: RefSeq, a predicted model, not a curated record
UUACUGCGUGAACCGCCACGCCAGAAGCAGCCCUGCAAAGACUUCACUUUUGGUACUAUUGAGACCGUCUCUUGACAUGUGGAACCCUAACCCAGGAGUGCCAGGUGGAAUGCCACCUCAGCAGCCUUAUCCAACUGCUCCUGGACCACAUCCUGUGCCAUAUCCCGGGCAAGGCAUGCAGCCAUGCCCAGCUCCGGGGUACCCUCCCCAGCCCGUUCCACCCUGUGGGCCACACGGACCACAUCACCACGGACACCACGGACACCACGGACACCCCCCACCCUCUGCCCCACCUGGAAUGUUUCCUGGAGGGCCUGGAGGCUGCCCAGCACCGCCACCCCCUGGUUGCCAUCCUCCAGGAAAACAUCAUGGGCACCACAAGAAGCACAAGCAUCAUGAGCACGGCGGGCAUCAUGGGCAUCAUGGGCAUCAUCAUCAUGGUAAGAAGCACUCAGGUAGUUCCAGCAGCAGCAGCAGCAGCUCCGACUCGGACUGAAGGCGGCUUUUCCUGCUCAGCCGAUCAACAUGACAGGCUGCCACGCAGGGCGCUCUUGAAAUUCCCCCCAUCUUUACGUUUUCCACUUCUUCAUCUGCACUAUGAACGGCACAACCUUCGUUUUCAAUGUGUUGCUGCCCUAGUAAGCACGGCAUGCCAAGUUUGCGGCCCGUUUUCUUACCUCCCUCCCUUACCUAGUUUAGCUCAGCCAAAGAAGAUAGUCUUGGAUAUGUGCGUUAGAAACUCUAGAAAUUCACAGCAAUAAAUGGAUUUGCACCAACAA